Dermacentor andersoni is the source of this 4713-nucleotide messenger RNA. RefSeq names its product macoilin. Gene Ontology annotation, biological process: neuronal signal transduction. Gene Ontology annotation, cellular component: rough endoplasmic reticulum membrane. The record is from RefSeq and is a predicted model, not a curated record. Lineage: Eukaryota; Metazoa; Arthropoda; Arachnida; Ixodida; Ixodidae.
ACAACAAACAAAACAAAUAAAAUAUACUGAAACGGUGUGGUGCAUCUGCUGUUUUCGUAUAUAUUUGUGUGUAGCCGCGAGGAUAUCGAAAUAGCCUAACUGUGCUGGUAUACGGAAAUAUGAAGAGACGGAAUGCCGAGUGCGGGAAAAUCAGACGACCCGGCAAGCGAGCAAAAAUAACUGAAGGCAUUUACGGCAGCACGUUUGUGUACAUCAAGUUCCUCCUUCUGUGGGCACUGCUGCUGCUGGCCGACUUCAUCCUGGAGCUGCGCUUUGAGUUCCUCUGGCCCUUCUGGCUGCUCCUGCGCAGUGUGUAUGAUUCGUUCAAGUACCAGGGACUGGCCUUCUCGGUGUUCUUUGUGUUCAUCGCCCUCACGUCAGACAUGAUCUGCUUCCUCUUCCUGCCCGUCCACGUCCUUUUCUUUGUGGCCAGCACGUAUGUGUGGGGGCAGUACGUCUGGCACACAGGUAUGGCUGAACGGGGUAUCUGUCUUCCGACCCUGUCGCUGUGGCUGUUUUUCAUGUACAUAGAAGCAACAGUGCGGCUCAAAGACAUAAAAAACACGGCCUUCCACUUAGAUCUGUGCAGGCCAUUUGCAGCACAUUGCAUAGGUUAUCCUAUGGUUACAAUGAGUUUCUGUGUCAAAAGCUACAUUGGCUACAGGAUGCGACUUAGAAAGCAGAAAGAAGUGGCCAAGGAGAACGACUUCUACCUUCAGCUCUUACAGCAGGCGUUGCCUCCAGAACCUCCUAGUAUAACGUCGAGCAGCUCUGACAAAACGCUGUGCAAGCUGGGUGAGGAAAGCCCCCCGGCCAGCAACGGGUUCCUGGGGAGCCGCAAGGCACGGUACGCGGAGGCUGACGUCAAGGGCCACUCAACUGCGCCAACGGACAAGCAUGAGUUUGAGUGCCAGCAGGCGGCCGACGCAGAAGGCAGCACAGCACCGCCGCCACGCCGCACAUCCAGUGUGAACGACUUUGAUGCCAGCACCGACGAAGUGCGUGACAAGACUGCUUUCAAAGUGAACGGCGUUUGCAGCAAUGGUGGCAGCGGCGUGUUGUCUCCCAGCGUCACGGCGCGGUCAUCCAAGUGGAACCAGCAGCAGCAGCAGCAGGCCAACUGCGUGAAGGAGGCGGUGUCGACUGCCUCCAGCGGCAGCACAAGCCGGCGAGCAGCCAAGAACAACUGCACGACAACAAACAACAAUCUGAGCAGUUCGUCGCUCACAGCGACGCCGCUUGCUGUGGCAGGCCACCAUCCUAGGGAUGAGCACUAUCAGAGGCUGGAGGCCGACGUCAAGCGGCUCAAGACAGACCUGCAGGCGAGUCGACAGAUGGAGCAGGAGCUGCGGUCACAGCUGCACAACCUAAGUGCGGGGGAGCGGUCCGUCAAGAACGAGCUGCUCCAGCUACAGCAGGAUAAUGAGAGCCUGCAGAACAAGCUGCACAACCUAGUGACAGCGCGGCAGCAGGACAAGUCCAACGUCAGCCUGCUGGAGAAGCGGCUGCAGGAGGAGAGGAAGCUCCGCAGUGUCUUGGAGACGCAGCUCAGCCAGGAGCGCAAGGCCAAGAAGGCUGAGGAGGCCGCAGCUGCACGGGCAGCAGUCGCCAUGGCCACAGCGAGGAGUGAGUGUACAGAGAGCUGCAAAGCGCGGCGGCGAGACCUCGAGAACGACGUGCGGCAGCUCAGGAGGGACCUCAAGGUCCGAGAGGACCAGAUGCGUGCCAUGGAGCGGGAGGCGCAAUCUCUGCGGCAGUACAAAGACUCUAUUGGGGACACGGAGAUCCUCAUGUCUGCACUGUCAGCCAUGCAAGACAAAAACGCACACCUGGAGAACUCACUCAGCGCAGAGACGAGGUUAAAGAUGGAUCUCUUCUCGGCACUUGGCGAGGCAAAGCGGCAGCAAGAGAUUUGCCAAGCAAUGCUGACGCACAAGGAGAAGGAGGUCGAGGACCUGAAGACCAAGAUAGCUGAGGUGAUGGCGGUGAUGCCUGCCACCAGCACCUACCCGGUGUCACCCGCAUCCGUGCCGCUAGACUCAGAGCUGGUGUCGUCCCUCCUGUACAGCCCCAAGUUCAUCACGGCACCUUGCCCCGCCACCGAGGAGAAGAAAAUCCCAAAGUCCAACCUGGACCCAAACGCCUCCGUCUACACGCCCAAGAUGGUUCCUUCCGACCACUGAGCACUUUUCGCCUCACUCAACCAACACACACACACACACACUCCGACAUGCCACCGCUUUCUCUUCUCCCCACCUUGAAUGGUUUGUUGUACUUUCCCCCCUAAGGUGGCUGGAAAUCGUUAAAAAAAAACAUUUGUUGACAUACACGAAUGCAACAUUUAUCAUUAUUAAUGGCCCGAAAGCGAAGAGCAUAUGAUGAGGCACUACCAUCUGGCACUAUCACUGCUGAUGGCCGCCGAGGCAUCGCAGUAUAAAAAGAGAGAUAUAUAUAUACAUAUAAAAAAAUACAAGUAAAGAACAACUGCUGGUGCCUGCCCUCUUCUGUCUCGGGUGGUUAAUAAUUAUAACUGUGUCGUCUUCGUAGCUGUGGCCUCCUAUAGUUGUGGGAGCCAAGGUGAGCAAACACACGUGCCGUUUUAUUUGUUUUAUUUUUUUGCGCAUGGAGACGGAGGAUGUUUGUCACGGACUAUCGCUGCAUCCAUUUCACUGUGCAUCCCCCUUCCCCUUUCCUUCUCACCUUUUUUCUGCCCACCUUUUUCACGCCUGUGUUGUGUGCAAGUGUGUACAUCUCGAGAGCCUACACGGCGAGUGUGAAUUCCGUGCCCCUCCACCUGUGCUUUGUGGGUUUCGAUAAGAUUGGCCAUCAUUAUCAUAGUUAUUGCAUUUGCUUCUGGGGCUAAUUUCUCAAUUAUCACCAACCCCUGGCCAGCCACUCGCACAUUCAGAUUGUUCAGAUUCUCUCGUCCCUGCCUUCUCUGUUCUUUUGUCUGCUGCUUCGGAAGUGAAUGUCAUUAUGCUUGUCAUUCAUGCCCUUUCUUUGCUACGGGGAAGCGCAUGCUUAUUUCGAUCUACUGCAAAAAGCUGCACAAUGCUUUCUGGCGUCUUUAUAACACAUCGGUGUGAAAGCCUCUCCUGUGUGCCCCCUCUCCCCAGCUUUGCAAGCACUGCUGCUAUGUGUGGCUCAUGUAAUGUCCAUGUCUUUUUUGGAAUGGACGCUUUGCCUGUUCCUUCUUCUUUUUCUUUGCAUCCUCAUUAUCUCCUUUUCCCGUCUCCCCUGGGCUCUAAAGAGAAAAUGCAGUCUUCUUUUUUCUUGUUCCUUUGUUCUUUUUGUACGCACAUUUUAGCUUGUUCACACAUCUGCCUGAUGGUUGUACAAAAGGGGUAACUUAUUUUUUUGUGUUCUCAUCAUACAUGAGUGCCAUUGAGAAAAAAGAGCACUUGACAAGGACGGCCAGCCAUCUGAUAAGAUGUCGCUGAUAGGACAGGAAGCGUGCACUGGGGCAAGAACCUAGAGUUCCUUCGCACACAGUGAGGAAAAAAAAGAAACUACUUGUGCCAAGACAAAGCCUGUCGCACACUUGCAGUUUGCAUUUAUUUUCUAUUCUUGCCCUAAUUUAUUUUUUAUGCUGUACUGUUGUGGCUUGAAUAUUGAGCCCAUCUUUUUUUUUUCCCCCUUUUCUUUUUCAGUACUACUGCUUGUUAUUGGACACAACACUGAAGAAAGAAAGGGUCCCAGUGACAUUACUUUUUAUUAUUUCAAGCUUGUCUUUUGGCAGUUUGCUCUUCUUUCACAUUCAUUGCUAUUUUAAGUUUAUGAUCAGGUCAUGAUCUCAUUGUCAUCUCACAUGCAUACCAUCACAUUCAUGUACAAUAUGCGCCUGUUUCAAAUGCACCUUUUCCCUGCCCUUUGGCUCCCUGCCCAAGUCCCCUUCCCCGCCCUUGCCAUCCACAAAUACCCCCUCAUGCCCCCCUUUUUGUCUAGUCUUGCCCUCCACCAUUUCGAGAGGUCACAUUUUCUUUUGUUCUUCAAGAAGAAAUGAAGAACUCAAUUUGGGCAGCUCAGCCUCAAUGGGCUAUCAGGCCAGCGUGUGAAGAAAACCAAGAAUCUGGUGGUAUGCUAGAACGUCAGGCAUUUUUAUUUAAUGCAUUGGAGAAAUGCUUUCAUCAAAUCAGUGGGUUCUGCAAGUUUUUUUGGCUGUACAUAUAUAUACUUUUUUCCCCUUUUUUCUAUAGAUACUGUGUACUGCUGUAUGGGACAGGGACAUAAAAGGUUCUCUGAACAUUCCAGCAUACAGCUUGCUGAAUACAGGGUUUAUGAAGUACUGCCAGGUGUUAGAACUCCUUCCAAAGAAAUGUGGCAUGUAUAAAUAAAGAACGCGGUCACGAUAGCUUGGUCCAUCUUAAUAUAAAGGCUAUAGCAGUGGUCUCGUUUCAAGGAACUACCUUGUAAAGCUCCAGGAAGUAAAAUGUCCAUUGAGUGCUGAGCUUUAUUGUUUUUUGUUUUGUUUUGUUUUUUUCUUUGCACGGGUUGCAGUGUGCACUGCAGCUGGCGUUGUCAACACUGUGUUUCGAACUUCACCCCCCCCCCCCACCCAACCCCUUCCUGCCCAUGUCCCUUGCAUCUACUUACGGAGAGCAAGCAGUGGGUUUCCAGUCAACGAUGACAUCUGUCUGUGGUUUAUGUGAUGCGCCCUAGAGUAAAUGAAAGAGAAAAAACUUUCAAGGAGGAAUAAAAUGUGGCUUCCUCGGC